AUGGCUCCCAUCAAGAACGGCCGCGUCCUCUUCAAUGAGGUCCCUGAAGGCCUUCCUGUGGCUGGAAAGACCACCAUCUAUGACGAGUCGCACACCAUUGACAUCGACAUCAUCCCGCUGAAUGGCGGCUUUGUAGCGAAGCUCCUCUCCAUUUCCGUUGACCCCUACCUUCGGGGUCGUAUGCGUAAACCUGAGAAGAAGAGUUACAGCAACCCUUUCACGCUGGGCGAGCCUAUCUCGAAUUACGCGGUCAGCGUAGUCCUCCGCUCUGAGGAUGACUCCGUGAAGCCCGGAGACCACGUUUACGGCCUCUUCCCUUAUCAAGAGUAUUCCGUGCUUACCAAGGCACAAAUCAUGCGCACGCUUGACAACAAAGAGAACCUCCCGUGGUCGCUAUUUGUUGGGAUUCUAGGCAUGACCGGACAAACUGCUUACUAUGCUUGGAAGGAGUAUGCUCAGGCGAAGGCGGGAGAGACCGCGUUUAUCAGCGCCGCGGCGGGAGCGGUCGGCGCCACGGUAGUACAGUUUGCGAAAGCCGAUGGCAUGAAGGUUAUCGCUUCCUCGGGAUCGGAGGAGAAGGUCGAACUCGCGAAGUCCAUGGGUGCUGAUGUCUCAUUCAACUACAAGACAUCUGAGACCGCGGAAGUCCUGCAGAAAGAAGGCCCCAUCAGCGUGUAUUGGGACAACGUCGGUGGACCAACGCUCGAGGCCGCAAUCGAGAACGCCAGCACGGGAGCUCGCUUCAUUGAAUGCGGCAUGAUCUCCGGCUACAACGGCGAGUCGUACUUUGUCAAGAAUUUGAUGCAGAUUGUCGGGAAGCAACUGCACAUCCACGGCUUCAUUGUCGGCUACCUUGGGCCCAAGUACGAUGAGGAGUUCUACUCGACUGUGCCUGCACGCGUUGCCUCGGGCGAGAUCAAGUACAAGGAGCACGUUUACAAAGGACUCGAGGGUGCGAGCCAGGCGAUCGUCGACGUACAGAGUGGCGCCAACUUCGGGAAGGCUGUGAUCGUCGUUGCCGAGCAGUAA
Molecule: messenger RNA, 1029 nt
Organism: Epithele typhae
Lineage: Eukaryota; Fungi; Basidiomycota; Agaricomycetes; Polyporales; Epitheliaceae
Product: NAD(P)-binding protein
Exons: 10
Coding region: 1-1029 (342 amino acids)
Molecular function (GO): oxidoreductase activity, acting on the CH-CH group of donors, NAD or NADP as acceptor
Source: RefSeq, a predicted model, not a curated record